GACGGUGGUCAUGCCGAUCGCCAACGAGUUUGCCCCAGACGUGGUGCUGGUGUCGUCGGGCUUCGACGCCGUGGAGGGCCACCCCACGCCGCUCGGGGGCUACAACCUCUCUGCCAAAUGUUUCGGGUACCUGACCAAGCAGCUGAUGGGCCUGGCUGGCGGCCGCAUCGUCCUGGCCCUCGAGGGAGGCCACGACCUGACGGCCAUCUGUGACGCCUCUGAGGCUUGCGUGUCUGCACUGCUGGGAAAUGAGCUCGACCCUCUGCCCGAGCAGGUGGUCCAGCAGAGACCCAACGCGAACGCCGUCCGCUCCAUGGAGAAGGUCAUGGACAUCCACAGCAAGUACUGGCGCUGCCUGCAGCGCCUGUCCUCCACGGCCGGGCACUCCCUGAUGGAGGCGCAGAAGUGCGAGAACGAGGAGGCGGAGACGGUCACGGCCAUGGCCUCGCUGUCCGUGGGCGUGAAGCCGGCCGAGAAGAGACCCGAGGAGGAGCCCAUGGAGGAGGAGCCGCCCCUGUAGCGCUCUGGAAGGCGCUGUUCCCUUGUUUGUUUGUCUCUGUCUUGAAGCUCAGCCAAGAAACUUUCCCGCUCACCCGCGUCUGCCGCGGUGCCCCCUCGAGUGCUGGGGCGCAGGCGCGUGGCCGCAGCGGGAGCCCUUCUGCCGCCCACACGCGGGCCUGGCAGCGUCCCGCGGAGCACGGGACAGACACGGCAGCGAGCAGACACACGGACACGCGGAGGCCAGGCACACCGCCGGCUCCCAGGAGGGAAGCCGCCAGAGGCCUGCGGCGACUCGUGGCAGGGUUGCCGGAUUCAGUCGAUGCAAGGAACAGAAAAUGAAAUCAAAGAUCUAAUAAUGCAAAACAGACUUGAUCAAAACUGGUGCUUCAAGUUCGGUUAGGACCCACAAUUCCACAGUCUCCGUGUAAACCACUCAACUCAUCUUGUAGCUCAUUUUCUUUUUUUUAAGAGGAAGUUUUCUACGGCUCUGGCCCACCCCCGUGGCCCUCGGCGGUCUGCGGCGGGGGCAGAGCAGACGAACCUUUGAAGACAAAACCUGACAGAACCACAGUGCGAGCCCGGGGCGUCGGCUUCGGUUUCUCGAAGCCGUCGGAGAUGCGAGUUUGUGCCUUUUUUUUAUUGCCCGGAUGGAUUUUUGGGGCUGGGUUUUCUGAAGUCUGAGGAACAAUGCCUUAAGAUAAACUGAGCAGCAGGAAUCGGUGGGACACUUUCCUGUGGCCGGUGCAGCCCGGCGGUGUGGCCGGACACGUGGAGAGCAGGCGCCAGCCGCCUCCCCCGGCGGCCCCGGCAGCCCUGGCGGCCCCGGCUCGCCUUUAUUGCUGUUUGAGAGGAACGGAGGUCGUUCCAGAACGCGGCAGCGCCGCUGGGGGCUGCAGUCCAGCGAGUCGACAGGAAUCCAAAGUGUUCUUGCCUCGUGCGCCCCGGCGCGGGCGCGCCCCGACCUGAGCAUGUCCUAGGCACACUCGCAGUGUUGCGGCCGGAAUGCUUUUUAUGAAAAGCAAGUAGCAUGAAGUAUUGCUUACAUUUUAGGUAUAAAUAAAUAUAUAUAUGUAUAAUAUAUAUUCCAAUGUAUUCCAAGCUAAGAAACUUGAUUCUUAUGAAAUCUUGAUAAAAUAUUUAUAAUGCAUUUAUAGAAAAAGUAUAUAUAUAUAUAAAAAAAUUAAAUGCAGGUGGAAGGCCCCGGGGAGCGCAGGACGCGUGCGUUGGCUGUCACGGUGCUCUCGCAGCGGGCUCAGCUCCCGGCCGGCCCCCGGGGCCGCCGCACAGCUGCCGCCACACGGCGAGCCCACGAGUUUGUCCUUUGAUUUUAAUUAUUUUCUAAGGAAACCCUGUCCCUCUCCCAGCCUCCGUGCACAUAUGUACUUAAUGAGUUUUUAUAGCAAAGAAUAUAAAUUUGCUGUUGAUUUUUCUAUGAAUUUUUCACAGAAACAAAGAUCCUGAAUAAGCCUUGCUUUGUGGGUUCUCCGUUCUCCUCACCAUUAGCAGUUUCCCAAUGGCAGCAACGUCUGAACCUUUUUCUUUCCGUUUUCUACGCCUACUUUCUGUUUCUCGCCUUUGCGAGGUCAUUUAUCGUGUGUUUCUGUGGACGCCGAGGCAGCAGGCGGCCGCACCAGCGAGCGCAGGCACGACCCGACAGGCGCGGCGCCCGGCCCGGCCCGGCGCUGUGCGGGAGCCGCGGGCCGUGUCCGACCUUCGGUGAGCUCGGGGCCCUGUGCGCGGUCAGCAUUAAUGAAACUCCCCUGUAACCCCCGUGCAAGCCCAACCCCAGGUCUCGAAAGACCUUUGGAGCACGCGCGCGAUGCGCGGGGCCGGGCCCGGGCUCUGGCGCCCACGGGGACAGCGGGUAACUGACCGUCACUUCUUUCCCAGCACUUGCAGCCACUGAUUUCAUUCCAAAGUGUCUCAAGUUAGACUGGCGGGAGGGCGCCGCCGGCCGGGUUGCUGGGUCUGUUCCCUUCACAGCGGGCUUUCGAGCGGGCGCCGGCCUGCGGGGUCAGCGCCGAGCCCUGGCCUAGAGCAUGGCCGGACGGUCUUGGGGCUGCCUGCUGCGCCCCUCCCCGCUGGCCGCUCUGCCCGGGAGCCCCUUUGUGCCCGGCCAGCAGCCCCGUGCUGCCCCCCACGCCUCGUGGGGGAGGCACACAUCAUCUCAUUGGUUUUUGUUUUUGUUUUUGUUUUUAACAGAUGAUGAGGGCCGCGGGGUGGUGGGCAGGCUCUCUCCGGAGGGCUCGCGGGCUGUCCCACGGGCAGCCCCUGGCCGGCUCACUCCAGUCCCCAGGUUGCCGAGAGCAUUACCGUGUAGCCUUUUUCUUUCCUUUGCAGUCACACGUGGGCUUCCCCACGCGGUGCCCAGGCGGACAGCGCAGGGCCGGGGAGGGCGUGCAGCCUGCUCCCUCUCGGGUCCCUGGCCCCCCGCCCCCGCCUGCCUCUUCCUUUGCAAGGCCUUGGGGGGGCACCUGCCGGACGCCGGCGCAUGAGCACUUUAUGCCCCUCUGCGGGGAGCCCACGGUUGCGGCGGGCACGCGUGACUUCCCCCCGUGCCCGCGCCCCACCAGCAGGUGGCCACGCCGGCAUUGCGUGGCUCCAGUGGACAGGGCCACUUUGUCGAAGUGUCCGGGUUUUUCUUUCCUCCUCUCAUAGCUCUGUGGCGCAGAGGAAGGUGGCUGGGGCCGCGGUGGGCGGGCGCCGCCCUCCUUCCCGUUGGAACAUUCCUGCCGCGCCCGCGCCCGCGCCCGCGCCCAUUCCACGGUUCCUCCCUGGACUCUCAGGGCGGUGGCACCUGUACAAUACAGAGAGCAAGCUGUACCCGUCUCUUUUUCUAAGCUGCCUCCCGAGCCUGCAUGAGCGACGGCCGGCCUGGCUUCACCGUGCACGGAUCGCAGCCGCCCCCGCGGCUCGGGGGACACGGAGAGGCCUUCCCUCCUCUGGCGACACCUGCAGAUGCGGAAGACGGGGAUUUUUUUUCUGUCAAACAAAACCUUGAAGGAGAGGAGGGUGGGGUGGGGGGGCAGUUUGCAUCUUACUGAACUUAUUCUUAAGAAAUUGUACUUUUUAUUGUAAGCAGAACAAAAAGGACUCCAGCACUUGUCAUUUCAGACACCACUUACCUAGCACUUGUGACCGACCAAUGAUAGAGUUUAUUGUAUUUACGUGGAAGCAGUGUUUCGGGGAGACGGCGCCAGGCCGCGGCCAGCCGCCUGCCGGCGAGCGGGAGCUGUGUUUCGUGUCGUCCGUGCGUCUCCUCCUCUCCCUCCGCCCGCGGGGCCCGGUGCCCGCCGGCUCGGCGAGCCUGGCGCCCUCCCCACCCGAGGCGGGAGCCGGCGGCCGCGUGCGUUCGGUUUCAUUUCUUCUUUUUUUUUCUUGGUGUGCGUGCUCCGCAGUGGAGCCGCCAUUUUGCAGUUGAGGAGGAGGGCGAACAUACAUGAUACAUGCGUGAUACCUACGUGAUACUGUAAAUACAGGAGCGAGCUGGACUUCUCCCGCCCACGAGCGCACUGCGGGCUGGGGGAGGCAGCGUUGCGCUUUGUGACCCGAGUCACCCUCCUCGCUCGUGCGACUUCCCCAGGCGCCCUCAGCGCGGCGGGUUCUGUUUGGUUGCUCCUCCAGGCUGUGCUGUGUGGGUGGCUGCUGCCGCCUUGCCACAGCCAGUGUGUGUACCACAUCAUGCAGCUGUCGCUCUCAAGGGUGAAUAAAGACUUGUUCAUGGCCCUCCCGGC
This is a messenger RNA of Oryctolagus cuniculus (rabbit), 4235 nucleotides long. NCBI's taxonomy places the organism in Eukaryota, Metazoa, Chordata, Mammalia, Lagomorpha, Leporidae. The record is from RefSeq and is a predicted model, not a curated record.